GUAGCUUUUUGGGUACACAGUUCUAGGGCGGUGUAAACCAGGGGGGCUGUAGUCUGGGGUGUGCAUAACUUGGGGGGAACACAGCCUGGGGUGUGCAUAACUCAGGGUGUGGACAGCCUGUGGUGUGUGUAACUCGGGCUGGGAUGUUUGUGUGACUCUUGGGGGUGUGUGCAAACCAGGGGGCCUGUAGUGUGGGGUGUGCAUAGCCUGGGCUAUAGAUUGGGGUGUACCCAGCCUGGGGUGCAUACAGGUGGGGGUGCAUACAGGUUGGGGUGUGCACAGUUUGGGGCGUGCACAGUUUGGGGUGUUCUCAGCCUGGGGUGUGCACAGGUGGGGUGUACCUGUCCUGCAGUGCCUGUAGCCCUGCUGUGCACAGCCACGGGUGCACAGAACUCAGGGCACACCCCACGGGCGGAGGGUCCCUAAGCUGGGGUGCCCCAGCCCUGCUCCGGUGUCCUGUGCCCCGGGCUCAGCCGUGACCCCUUGGCCGAUGUUCCCCCAUGCCGGGGGGCGCGGGGGAGCCCCGGGGGGCUCUGGGGCUGCGGCAGCGGCGAGUGCCGGUGCCCCGGCGGCGGGGAGGGGGCCGAGGGGGCUGCUCCGGUGCCCGCCCCUCCGCCGCUAUUGGCGGAAAGUUCGGGGCGCGCCGCGGGGCGGCGGCCGCGCUGCCCCGUCCCCGCCGCCCCGGCCCCGGUGCGGGAGCGCUGCGGGCAGGGCCGGGCCGGGCCGGGCCGCCCGGGGCCGCCGCGGGCGCGGCCAUGUGGGCGCUGCGGGCGCUGUGCCUGGCCGGGCUGGGGGCGGCCAUCGGCGGCGUCUCAGCGGACCAGUGCAGCUGGAGGGGCAGUGGGCUGUCACAGGAGGCAGGCAGCGUGGAGCAGCUGUCCCUGCACUGCGCCGAGGGCUCUCUGGAGUGGCUGUACCCCACGGGGGCCCUUCGUCUCCGCCUGACCCCCCGCCUGCCCCCCACCACCGCCGCUGUCAAGGGCGGGAGCCCGCAGCACGUCACCGCCUGCGUCAAACCCACUGGGACCUUCCGGGGGGCUCAGCUUUACCUGGAGAGGGAGGGGGUGCUGGAGCUGCUGCUGCCAGAGGCCCCCCGGCCCCGCGCCCGCUGUUUCAGCUGGCUGCCCCAGGAGAAGGUGGCCCUGUUCCUGCAGGCCACCCCACACCCCGACAUCAGCCGCCGCAUCGCCGCCUUCCGCUACGAGCUGCGGGGGGACUGGCUGGCCCGCCCGGCCCUGCCCACCGCCAGCCUCGGGGCAGAGGGCGCGUGUCGGCCGUGCAACGACACCGAGAUCCUGAUGGCCAUUUGCACUAGUGACUUUGUGAUCCGUGGCAGCAUCCGGAGCGUGUCCAACGACGCGGAGCUGCAGGAAUCCAUCAUCGGGGUGAGCGCCACCCGCAUCCACCGACAGAAGUUCCCGCUCUUCCAGGUGGGCGGGCGGCCGGGGCGGCCCGUGGGCAGCAUCCGCACCCCCCUGCGCUGCGGGGUCAAGCCGGGCCCCGGCACCUUCCUGUUCACGGGAUGGCUGCAUUUUGGGGAGGCCUGGUUGAGCUGCGCCCCCCGCUACCGGGACUUCCAGCGCAUCUACGAGGGGGCCCAGCGCACGCGCCAGAACCCCUGUGAGUUCCCCGUGGACUGAGCGGCUCCGGGAGUGCGACCCGGCCCCGCGGGACCUGGGGGACCCCUGGCAACGAGAGUACCCCGGGGGACACAGGGACGGUGCCCGGAGGGAGGGCAGCACAUCCAUCCUCGCCGUAUGGCUGGACUGUGGCAGCGCCUGCCGGCGGGCUCGGGGGUUCUGGGAAAAUCUUGCUGCAGGAGAAGGGAUUUUCCCAGGGCACAUUUUUCCGUGGGCUCCAGGGACCUGCCUGGGUGAGGGCUGCAGUGGUACGGGGUUGGGGCUCCCAGGGGACUGGGUUGCUGCAUGCUCAGGAGAUGCUGUGGGGCAAGUGGGUCUGGCACCAGGGGCAGCCAGACCCCCAGACCCCGGCAGGGCUCGAGGGUGGGUGGCAGUGGUGGCCAGUCCAGGGACACGGUGGGCACAAUGGGGUGUGGAAGGGCCAGGAGAUGGAUUUGCAAUGUUGAGGGUGGAAGAGGGAGUGGGCAGCAGCGAGCCUGGCCCUGGCCCUGCCUGCAAUGCAGGGCACAGGCAGGAGCUGUGGAGGGGAUGCUGAGGAAGAGGAGUGAGGCCGAAGGGAGCAAGGGGAAUGGUGAGGUGGGAAGAAGGCUGAGCAGAGGUGCCCUUGGCACAGCCAGGGCAGGACCAAAGCGCCAAUGCAGGGAGGUGCUGUGGGAACAGGGAAAGGUCACUGUGCCACCCGUCACCGGCAGCCUGCGGGUGACUGGCAUUGAGGCACAACGUGACAGCCGGGGGGAAUUUUGGACCGUGGGGGUGGGGGGCAUUGUAUGUGCACUAAAGUUAUAAUGAUACCAAAUUUGUGACUUUUUUUUUAUAAACUAAGCUGUAUUUGUA
Messenger RNA from Pseudopipra pipra, 2474 nucleotides. It is a transcript of the gene METRN, whose product is annotated as meteorin, glial cell differentiation regulator. Gene Ontology annotation, biological process: glial cell differentiation; positive regulation of axonogenesis. Gene Ontology annotation, molecular function: hormone activity. NCBI's taxonomy places the organism in Eukaryota, Metazoa, Chordata, Aves, Passeriformes, Pipridae. The transcript has 4 exons. Bases 501 to 1640 code for a protein of 379 amino acids. The record is from RefSeq and is a predicted model, not a curated record.